AACGGAGGAAAAUAUGACCAGGUGUGUCAAUUUUGUCAAAAAUGGAUCGAUAGUUUCAAUUCUUUUUUUUCUAAACCUUCUUUUCACUCUUAUUAAUCUCGUUCAUUUUAAACAAGUAAUGAAUUUAUAUCAUCGCAGUUUCAUUUUCUAUUUCUCAACAAAUAAAAUUUCUAUCAAUAAUUUGAAUUUUUCUUCUUUUAGAUCUUAUUUUGUAUUCAAAAUUAUAUUUAAUCUUCUCUUAUUAAUUAUCGUCAUCUUCUUUGUAAGUCUAAUAAUUAAGAUACUAAUGAAAAAUGUUUUAGAUCAUUUGUCAUAUCCAAUGAGAUUAUCAGCGUUUCGAAUGACAAAAUAGACUUUCAAAAUUUGAAAUUCAAAUGUACUCUCUCUUCACUUUUUUUUUCAGGCAAUUUUAAUCGAUUUAGAAAAAAAAAAUGAUAUUCAUUCGUUGGAUGAUGACUCAGUUUUUUUCUUUUUCUUUUAAUAUGAACAACGAAAAGAUAGACAGAAAUCAUGAAGCUUUGCGAAUUUUAACAAAUUCCUUGCAACUCACUCGUUCAUAAGAUAUAGAUAUCGGUCUAUCCAGGCGUACCAGCCAAAAAACGUACGUUCAUAACGUUUUACGAAAGUCUUAGUUCGUUAGCCGUGAAACAUACAGAGUAGUUUAAAAUUUUUCUUUCAGAUGGUUAUUAAGCAAAGUCUAGCUCUAAUCUAAACACCUGCCUGUCUAUAAUUCGUGCCAAAAAGGCCCUUUUAUACGAAAGUGGCGUAUACCAAAAACAUUAUGUCACUUAAACUAGACAGCUGAUAGAUAUUGCUUAAUUAUCAUUUAAAAGAAAAAUUUUUAGACUACAAAAUAAGACGUUCUUCAACUGUGUACGUUUCUUGGCUGAAGAGCGAUGAAUUUCACAAAACGGUACGUGGACAAGUCCAUAUCCACAGUGAGGAAGAAGAUAAUAGACAGAAUUAGAGAAUAACUAUGAACGGGCAUCAUCAAAUCAGUAGAGAAAAAGAAAAGAGAAACUCAAUUUUUCGUCACUAUUCCUAGCUCACUUGUUUUUCAAAUGUGUAACGAUAAAAAAACGCAUUAAUGCCAAAAAAAAAAAUUGAAACUAUCGAUCCAUUUUUGACAAAAUUGACACACCUGGUCAUAUUUUCCUCCGUUUCUGAUCAACAACAAUAAUUAGAAAAUGACGAGUUACGUACUAAGAGCAGUGAUUCAGCAAUUCAACUACCAGCGUUUUUGUUUAACGAAAAAAAUAAUGAAAAUUUGUCAACAACUGCAUCGAUAAUUUCUUCAAUAGAAUGUCCUAUUCAUUAUAUACUACGAAUAGGCAUGCACCAAUUACGGUUAGCCAAAGCUGAUCAAGAUUGGCUUUAAUUCUUCGCGUACAAGGUUAAGGUACUAUCCAUGAGUAUUUUUUCGGUUUUACAAACGGGUUUAAACCCAUUUUUUCGCUGGAAAAGCUUCUAAAUCUCGUUUUCUUAGGAAACCGUGGUCAAACAACGCAUUUUUGCUAUUGAACUACCAUCAACUGUGUGCGUUGUUUUUCAGCGAAAAAACGGUUUUAGAAUCGAAAAAAUACUCAUGGAUAGUACCUUAAUGUUUUACGCGGAGAAUUAGCGGUUGACGGCUGUUCACUUUCGAUAGCUGCUCGCGGAUCCAGCUGGACACUCACUAGGAAAAGCAUCGAAAGGUCAGAUGGUUUUUGUUUGAUUUAAACUUAUCAUACAUCAAUCAAAAGUCCUGCUUAUGCCUUCUCUGGCCGCGAAUAUGCCAGUAGUUUUACCGGCACAUGGAAAAAAAAUGUAGAGAAAGGAUGAUAAAUACAAAAUUUAAUGUAUGUCCGAUUGGAUCCCCAAAUAGCUGUCAACGUUUAAAGUCGGUCUUUAUUAGUUUCGGUUACAGCGGUUAUAAUCAUAAUCGGUGCAUGCCUCUUUUGCGAAAAGAACACAGUAUACACAUGCAAAAGAGAGUUUCAUUAGAAACGCUGAUGAUUAUACAUCUAACUCUUAUUAGUAAAAGAUUAAGAUUUCUAUGAACAAAUAUAAUCUUCAGAUACUUAUUUUUAUUAUUCAUUUGUUUUUUAUCUUUCUAGUUAUUAAUAUCAUCGAUAUGGGUUUAGGUCAAUCAGCAGGCGAUAAAAUAGCAUUAAGUGAAGAUAAACAUUUGCAACCAUUGCAUCGUUCAGCAUCGAUUACAGGCACACAAACAUCAACGAAUGUAUCGACAAUUGAUAAUGAAAAUACAAUAAAACCAAAAUGUAAAGCCUGUUGUGCCUGUCCCGAAACGAAAAAUAUUCGAGAUGAAUGUGUUCUAAUGAAUGGUGAAGAACAAUGUUCAAAAGAAAUUGAAGAACAUAAACGAUGUAUGCGAGCAGCUGGUUUUAAUAUUUAA
This is a messenger RNA of Didymodactylos carnosus, 2395 nucleotides long. The record is from the annotation of a GenBank genome assembly. NCBI's taxonomy places the organism in Eukaryota, Metazoa, Rotifera, Eurotatoria, Philodinida, Philodinidae.